Messenger RNA from Uncinocarpus reesii 1704, 459 nucleotides. RefSeq lists its product as uncharacterized. Lineage: Eukaryota; Fungi; Ascomycota; Eurotiomycetes; Onygenales; Onygenaceae. The record is from RefSeq and is a predicted model, not a curated record. The coding region runs from base 1 to 459 and encodes 152 amino acids. The transcript has a single exon.
AUGGACGUUGAAGGAGGUAAAUCCACACUUGCCAACCAAAACACAUCUGGUGCAAAAGUUUUGCGUUCCGCCCAAAACGCCGAGCAGCGCUUAGAGAGUGAAGAUACUUCCAGAAAGCCUUCCCGCACCCAAGCUACAACAACGGGGUCACCGGCUGCAACUUCAGGUGGGCAUGCGGAUGUUGCACCAUCCUACAUCGAUCCGGGGCUCGGACCAGGAACGCAGAAACCAAAGGGGAAAAAUUUAAAGGAAGGAGGGUUUGAUGACGAUCCAAGCCAAAAUGUAAGCUUUGGAACGGAUAUUGGCACCGAAAAAGACCCAGGCCGUCUCGCGGAAAACAAAUUUGCAGGUAAGAAUGCUGAAAACCCUCAAGAGGCAGCAUUACCUAGCGGAGGAAAGGGUAGUUCAAAGAAAGGCGAGCAGCCGUAUGGAAUAUUACAACCAGAAGAAGAAGCAUAA